Molecule: messenger RNA, 198 nt
Organism: Candida albicans SC5314
Lineage: Eukaryota; Fungi; Ascomycota; Pichiomycetes; Serinales; Debaryomycetaceae
Gene: QCR9
Product: ubiquinol--cytochrome-c reductase subunit 9
Exons: 1
Coding region: 1-198 (65 amino acids)
Biological process (GO): mitochondrial electron transport, ubiquinol to cytochrome c
Source: RefSeq, a predicted model, not a curated record
AUGUUGACAGUCCUUGGUCGUUUACUUGAAAGAAACUCAAUCUACGUUGCCACUAUCUUUGGCGGUGCUUUUGCUUUCCAAGGUUUUUUCGAUGUUGCAGUGAACAAAUGGUGGGAGGAACACAACAAAGCUAAAUUAUGGAAAAACGUCAAAGGAAAAUUCCUUGAAGGUGAAGGUGAAGAAGAAGAUGACGAAUAA